GAGGAGAAUCAGCAGAGGAACAGCAUGCCGACAUACAGCACCAACAUGAGGCUUAAGUUCCCCAUUCUGGCCUUGAUUCUGGAAAUCAUCACCAUUGUCCUGUACGCCCUGUUUGUGGUUUACGACACCGGGGAUGACAAAGGACAUGGGGAUCAUCACGAAAAAAGCAAUCAAACCGAAAGUCCAAUGACUCUUUAUCCCAUGUUUCAGGAUGUACACGUGAUGAUCUUCAUUGGCUUUGGCUUCUUGAUGACCUUUCUGAAGAGAUAUGGCUUCACCAGUGUGGGCGUCAACCUGUUGCUGGCUGCCUUCGGCUUGCAGUGGGGUCUCCUCCUCCAGAACGUCUGGCACAUGCAUGGUGGAAAAAUUAGAGUCAGCAUUGAUAGGAUGAUUAAUGCUGACUUCAGCACAGCAACAGUUCUGAUCUCAUUCGGCGCAGUUCUGGGAAAAACCAGCCCCGUCCAGCUCCUCAUCAUGACCCUGCUGGAGAUCACCACAUUCUGCAUUAACGAAUAUUUGGUGGUGGAAAUACUUGGGGUUUCUGACGUUGGUGCCUCCAUGACCAUCCAUGCUUUUGGGGCUUACUUUGGGUUAUCGGUAGCUCGUGUUCUCUAUAGGCCUGGUCUGCGUAAUGGCCAUGACAAUGAUGGAUCAGUCUAUCACUCAGACUUGUUUGCAAUGAUCGGCACAGUCUACCUGUGGAUGUUCUGGCCUAGCUUUAAUUCUGCUAUUGCUACACCUGGCGAUCACCAGUUAAGAGCUGUUGUCAACACAUAUUUCUCCCUGGCUGCUUGUGCUCUUGCUGCCUACGCUACUUCCAGUCUGGUGGAGAAGAAAGGAAAACUUGACAUGGUUCACAUUCAGAAUGCCACACUGGCCGGAGGUGUCGCUGUGGGCACCUGCGCUGACAUGGACAUCCAGCCAUUUGGAGCCAUGCUGAUUGGAAUCACUGCGGGCAUCAUCUCCACUGUUGGCUUCAAGUUCCUCACUCCCAUACUCGCCUCUAAACUUGGCAUCCAAGACACCUGUGGUGUGCAUAACCUUCAUGGCAUGCCGGGCAUCCUGGGAGGCGUUGCUGGCAUUUUGGCAGCAGCACUGAAGAGGAAAGAAGGUGUUUCACCAACUUAUCAGGCAGCUGGGUUGGCAUCAUCUCUGGGGUUUGCUUUGGUUGGUGGGUUGAUCACAGGUCUAAUUAUGAAGAUUCCGUUUUUGGGACAGCCACCCGACCAAAACUGCUUUGAUGACUCAAUCUACUGGGAGGUACCUGAGGAGGAAGAGGAAACUGAAGAGCGUUUGACUCAUGGCGAUUAUUCCAAGAACAAAGCAGAGGCUUGAAGAUUUACAAUAAACCAGCUUUUCGAAACAAGAAACCCGGUCCAAUAACCAACUCAGGAGAAUUUCAGCCAUCAGCAUUCACACCACUUCUAAACAAUGAACACUGACAUGUGUUCAUUUUAAAAUGGGUGUUUUUUUUUUUUAAAUAUGUGUAGCUAAAAAAGAAAAACACAAACAAGUCAUGUUAUUUAACUGAGAAAUGUUGUGUAAAACCUUUCAGGAUUAGGUAUUAUAAAGCUAAAUGUAAGGAUAUUAAAAAUGUUUUAACAAAAGUUAAAGGUAUAGUUCACUCAGAAAUAAAAAUUACCUCACAAUCUACCUUCUUCUGUUAAACACCAAAAAAGAUACUUUGAAGAAUGUUGGGGGGGAAACAGCUGAAAAUA
Messenger RNA from Danio rerio (zebrafish), 1718 nucleotides. RefSeq names its product Rh associated glycoprotein (gene rhag). Gene Ontology annotation, biological process: ammonium transmembrane transport; transmembrane transport; ammonium homeostasis. Gene Ontology annotation, molecular function: ammonium channel activity. NCBI's taxonomy places the organism in Eukaryota, Metazoa, Chordata, Actinopteri, Cypriniformes, Danionidae. Gene Ontology annotation, cellular component: plasma membrane; membrane. The record is from RefSeq and is marked provisional.